Molecule: messenger RNA, 2558 nt
Organism: Amoebophrya sp. A120
Lineage: Eukaryota; Dinophyceae; Syndiniales; Amoebophryaceae
Source: the annotation of a GenBank genome assembly
AAAGAACGAACUGAAGAUAUUGAUUCUUGUUGCUUCUAUUGAUGUCCUAGAAGCAAUAGCAGUACUCACUCUCACACUUGAAUUCCAUUGCUUCUGUUGCAUACAAACGAUCAUGUACCACGAUGCCACCAGCGACACAACUCUCCUACGUUUUUAUGUCAAUGUAAGCUGUAAUUUAUUUUUCCGCGACACAAAAAGAAAACAAAAACUUCAUGGCUCUGUAGUUUCUUCAGUGCGGCGAAGCGGGAGAUAGUUUCCCAAAUUUCAAAGUACUAGAAGUGUACAACAUUUACUCUUUCUCAUAGAAGAAUACUAGCAGUCGUAGUAGAAACAAUUCCACUGAAAAUGGCGCAACCCAUCGAGCACCGGUUUUCGCCAUACACUGACAAUGGUGGGACGGCAGUUGGCAUUGCGUGCGAAGACGGUGUAUCAACUGCAAAAAUGUCUGGGUCUGGAAACUUGUGAUGCAGAACUCUGGAUGACUCAAAUAUUUGCCAAUGCAACCAAGCAUGACAAGUUUUCAGAACGCUCUCUCUUGCUCAGUCCGCAUGAGAAACUGCGCUUUUGCUUGACCAAAGAGGGCGUCUUUUUUUUCUUAGUCAUGCAGUACAGAUUUCACAGGAGUGGAGGACUAGCAUUACAAGUUACAUGCUUCCAGACCCAGACGCUUUUGCAUUUGAUACGGUGCCGUCAUCAUUUCCGAUAAGCGACUUUCCAAGGGAUACUCGAUACACACGAGAAAUAAUACCAAGGUUUCUUCAACAAAAUUUUCUCAUGUUGUCGUUGCAUGUUGCGAGGAGGAGGAGACCACGAUGUACUCAAAAAAUGGUGGAACAACUUCGUGUAGUUUCAGUUUCGAAUGCAAUUAUCACCUCAACAAUGACCCACCUCUCAACAUAACUUUCUUUCAUCGAAAACAAAAAAAAAUACAGACGACCCAACUGACAUCGAAGUGCGUGAUUACGAGCUGUGGAAUGAAAGCAGAUGCGAUCACGUUGCACCGAAUGCUGAAAAUCAGAAUUACAAUGUAAGUCCAAGUCGGGCGAUGAUUUGAUGUUUAUUUCGGUGUCUCUAUUGCUAUUCGGCAGAAUUGCAUGAAUUUUGCUCUGCAUGAUUUCAUCUACAUAUUGGAGGCGUGGUCCUCUGUUCAGAAAAACCACCCGUCCGAAUCCAUCGAAGAGAAAAUAAUGCGAAAGGAAAACCAAAAUUUGCGCGUCUUUUUCCUAUUAGGUACCAGCACGAGCAUCGGAAGGAGCCAUCCACCACAGCAAUCGCCCAGAUGCUUUCCACGGUGCUUUACGGAAAGCGGUUUUUUCCCUACUACACCUUCAAUAUUCUCGCCGGAACCGACGGCGAGGGAAAGGGAGCGUGCUACCACUACGAUGCCAUUGGGAGCUUCGAGCGCGUCGAGUAUAACUACUUGCUUGAAUAAUUUGUCAUGCAUUUUGUACAGUACGUGUUGUACAACUACGGAAAAUUUGUAUUGCGUAUUUCGCUUUAACCGCUUCAAUCAUUUCUUCACGCCAGCUACACGACGUCGGGUAGUGGAAGCUCACUCGCCCACCCAGUAAUCGACGCCGUCAUACAGCAGGGAAAUUACACCGAGGACAAGAAGAGGAAAGCGCCACUCAAGCUCGCAGAAGUGCUGGACCUCUGUACUACGACUUCUACGCCGCUUUGCGAUUUACAACUACGCUUUUCUGAUUCUGCAUCAAUGCAACAUUGUUCGUCCGUGCUGGAUUUUGAUGAAAUCAAUAUCCACCUAGCCAUGCUUAUAGAUACACCUGAAAGUCCAGUAGGUCUGGAUUAUCCCGUACACACAACUACGCUGUAGUUUCACUUGCACCUGAAACAAGACCUCUCGUCCCCAAGUACCACGUAAGUGAAAAAUAUAAAUUUUAAUUUUUUCCAAAAUUUUCUCUCGUUCAGGCCGCGACGUGAUGACUUCGACUGGCGAACGCGACAUUUACACGGGCGAUGCUUGCGACAUUUUCACGAUUGACAAAAGCGGGGUCGUACAGCAACCAAAAUUCGAACUGAAGAAGGACUAGUAGGGGUGGAACAAUGCGACCUACUACUGCUUCGCGAUUCCUGUCGCAGACCCGGACCGGGACCCCGAGUCGUGAUGUUGACAAUCAGACGAGUUUUUGAAAAUUUUAAUUUUUCGAUUUCGAGGCGAACAAGAGCCCAGCCCUGUGUGGGACGAAAGAAAAGAUGAUUAGGCUGGAUUUUAUUCGCCGGAAAUAGGUGAUCGCUCUGAUCGUCAUCUUUCGAAAGUAAAAGCCUGUUACCGGUGUGGCGAAGGACAUCGCUCUAGUCUGGGCACCAAAAGGUACUAACAGGACGAGACUGCUUGGUGUUCACAAUGACUUUCGAUUUCCGCUAGGUGCUUGUUAUUCGUCGCUUCGCCAGACAAUUUGCUCUAGCUUCGCGUUUGUUCCGUCUUUCUGCUGCAAUUUUUCAGAAGAAAGAAACAUGGAAAGGUACGAAUAUGAAAAAAAAAAACUACACACCUCGUUAGUUCGUGGACGUGAUUUUAGUACACGCAUGUGAGCAAG